AUGCUUUCCACGAUCGGGUUGAAGGAGUCAGUCAUCAGGAUUCAAAUUCUGGAGGUAUCGAUAUCCUCGGAUGUAAAGGUUCCAAGGCACUAUAUUCGCACCGGAGAGGUUGUUCGUGCAAAGAAGGGAUGGCGCUUCAAUUCUGCAACAAACCGUAGCGCAAGAGGCAAGAAGAAGAAAUCGUCGAGGACCGAUAUACUCAUUCAAACGUUUGAAGGACCGAAAGCUAAACAGCGAUGGGAGAGGACGCUUCGCUUUGCUCGGCAUCUAGUCAACGCCCAUUUCCUCGACAUCGUGGGGACAUCCCCCACCUCAGCGUCUCAAGCAGAGCCCCACUACAUAGUUUUCGAUGGAGUCGCAAAACGAGACACGCGUCGUCUGAUUGCAUCUAUGUUGAGGAAGGGGGAGAGGGAGACAACAGCGCAGGGUUUGCGGACUAUCCAAGGCAUUGCGUCUGGACUUGAUUAUCUGACAAAUGUCCGCCCAAGCUUCUCUAUAGAUAAUGUUGGCUUUGAGCACUUCGAUGUAUUCUCUGAUGAUCGAGGUUGCAUCAAGCUCUCUUUUACGCCUGAUUGUCCCGAGUCUGCAAUCGCGGACGCUUGGACUACGCCCACCAGUUCCAAAGCACUUUCUCCGACCACAUCUUCCAUUCUAGAUUCCCUAAUAACGAAGAUCUUCAAUGAUGCCAACCACAUAAUAUACAGAGAGAAGCUUGACCGACAUAACGGAAGCUCACAAGACCAAGACGUUGAAGAUGAAGAUAUCUUUGUUCCUAUUACCAGUAACGUCUUUGACGUCGAAGUCUCUAAUACAAGUAUUGACAACGUUCAAAGCUCUGGUAAUUGUCGGAGAGAGAUCAUCUGGAGACCCUCCACCUCCGAGCGGAAAUUAUCCUAUAUCUCUGAAACAUAUAGUGAUCUCCUGCUUUCUCACUGUUCAUCAUAUUUGGAUGAAAACGGCCAACUUCAGAUACUAGUUCCUCUCCCCCGUCGUUCUGGGCGAAGCAGAUUGACAACAUUGCAUAAAUGCAAAGGUUACCUCCGCGAGGAAGUGACUUUUACUCCAGAUGCAUACAGGAAUGCUAUCAUGGUUUUUGAAAAGCCUUCGCAGGAUGAAGUUUGCGUGAUCUGUGGUCAAACUGUUCCAGUGGACGAGCCAAGCGAUUACACAGAGGAUAAACUUCAAAACCAUCGGGCUGCUUCUUUAAAUCUUUCAUUACCCUCGUCAAAUAAUCCAGAUUCCUCUUCUGAUCUUUCAACCCCAGGUUCCGUCGCACAUUUUCUAGAUCUCCAUAAUAUCCCAAAAUCAGUGCCCCAGCCACCAUACAUAUCAUCAGACUCAAAAAUGUUGCAGGGGCAAUCAAUGGCAGAGUUCGAGGCCCUCUGCCGGAAUUACCUAUCUAUGCUAGCAAACAACCUUACUAAUGAUGGGCUGAGUCCUGCAAGUGACAAUAUUUUUCCAACGCAGCCUCCGGAAUUUAUGCGCAAGGAAGGAGAACCAGUAUAUCGUCUUCCCGAGAGCAGCCCCUAUGCUGAUCUCCCCACUAGCCCCCUAUUAGCCAUUGACUGGGAUGAUUUGCUUACCUCUCCAUUAUCAGAUUCCAUCGGUACUCCCAUUAUUGAUGAGUUUGAGUGGCCAGAUGGACUCUUCAUUGGCAACGACGAUGUUCUCAAUGUAGCACUCACUAGCAGCGGCUGA
Lentinula edodes (shiitake mushroom) is the source of this 1698-nucleotide messenger RNA. RefSeq lists its product as uncharacterized. The record is from RefSeq and is a predicted model, not a curated record. NCBI's taxonomy places the organism in Eukaryota, Fungi, Basidiomycota, Agaricomycetes, Agaricales, Omphalotaceae. The transcript has 11 exons. The coding region runs from base 1 to 1698 and encodes 565 amino acids.